AUGUUUGAGGACUACAUUCACAUGAACCGCGGCAUCAACGAUAGUGAAGAUCUGCCGGCUGAGUACCUGGGUCAGAUAUACGAUGAGAUUGCCGGCUGCGAGAUCCGUAUGCGCGGUGACGGUGUCCGCAGCAAUAGUACUGUUACUGGACCCAUAUCAAUUCCGGGCGGCUCUGAGAGGGUCACUGAUACCAACUCUGCCAGCCAAAAUGGAACCAUAGCUCCAGGCUCCGCCUCCGCUGCGGUCUCGGAUCUGAAACAACCGUCAAGCGAAGCCGACUCUGAUAAGAUGGAUUCUACCGCUGGGACAAUGAGAUCACAACUGGCGCGUGAGAUUUACGCGAUGGCUAAAAAUGCCAUGCACCUGAUGGAGUCGGUAUGUAAUUAG
This is a messenger RNA of Protopolystoma xenopodis, 387 nucleotides long. Lineage: Eukaryota; Metazoa; Platyhelminthes; Monogenea; Polystomatidea; Polystomatidae. The record is from the annotation of a GenBank genome assembly.